AUGUCGCUAGUGUCAAACACACAAAUCACUCCGAUGGAUGUUCCACCGCAAUGCUCAUCAACAAAUAAUUCUCAAGUUUCUAUUGAUGUCGAAGCACAAAAUCAACCAAUUAAGUGAGUUUUCCUUUUCCGUUUUGUUUUUGUUUGUUUCAAAUAAAAACAAACAAAUUUGCAGGAAGAAGAGAACAGUAACAUUUGCCGAAAUGGAUCCUUCUCAACUCGACGUCAAUGCUCAAAAGCUUUACACAAUCAUUCCGCCACCAAAAUAUGAUGAUUCUGAUUCAGACGAUGAUGGUGAGUUAACUUAAAUUAAGAUCGUUCAACUCAAAAAAAUCUGUUAUUUAUAGAUCAAUCACGUUACCAUCGAAUGAUGCUUUUUGUAAAAAUGGGAGUUAUUGGAUUCUUCGUCUUCAUUUGCAUCUUGAUUUUUGUCGUUAUUCUUGGCAACAGUGCUGCUGUUGCCGCCGCAGCUUCUUCCACAACAACUACUCCACUCGGACGAUAA
Caenorhabditis angaria is the source of this 504-nucleotide messenger RNA. NCBI's taxonomy places the organism in Eukaryota, Metazoa, Nematoda, Chromadorea, Rhabditida, Rhabditidae. The record is from the annotation of a GenBank genome assembly.